Molecule: messenger RNA, 1543 nt
Organism: Ricinus communis (castor bean)
Lineage: Eukaryota; Viridiplantae; Streptophyta; Magnoliopsida; Malpighiales; Euphorbiaceae
Product: WAT1-related protein At2g37460
Exons: 7
Coding region: 154-1281 (375 amino acids)
Cellular component (GO): plasma membrane
Molecular function (GO): transmembrane transporter activity
Source: RefSeq, a predicted model, not a curated record
AAAUUAUGCGUGUAGUGCAAGAUACUUAUUGGUUAAGAGUAUAAUCCAAUAUGUGCAUACCGACCAUUCUAUAUAAAGACCAAGAAGAUCUGGCAAUGGCAUAUAGAAGCUUGAUUCUCACCAAAGCAAAGUGAGAUACAUAACUGAAAGAAGAUGAAGGACAAAAUAAACAGCUUCUUUAAGAGGAUGAAGCCAUUCAUUGCAGUGGUGUUCAUGCAAGUUGGGCUUGCAGGAAUGGAUAUUCUGUCCAAAGCUGCACUUAAUCAAGGGAUGAGCAAUUAUGUCCUUGUGGUGUAUCGCCAUGCCGUUGCCACCAUUGUCAUUGCACCUUUUGCACUUCUUUUAGACAAGAAAGUGAGGCCAAAAAUGACUCGCUCAAUCUUCAUUAAGAUAAUUCUGCUCGGCUUGCUUGAGCCAGUUAUUGACCAAAACUUGUACUUUCUAGGGAUGAAGUAUACAACAGCAACUUUUGCAGCUGCCAUAAUCAAUAUUCUUCCUGCUAUUACCUUCGUAAUGGCAUGGAUGGUUAGGCUUGAGAAGGUGAAUAUAAAAUCUCUCCAUAGCCAAGCUAAGAUAGCUGGAACAAUAGCAACAGUUGGAGGAGCCAUGGUUAUGACAAUGGUGAAAGGCGCACCAGUGAAUUUGUUCGGGACAAAAGGAAACAGUCACCAUGAACAGGGAACAUCUGCCAUAAAUCUCCACGACUCAAUCAAGGGUGCCCUGAUGAUUACAGUUGGCUGCUUCAGUUGGGCUUGUUUCAUGAUCCUCCAAGCAAUCACAUUGAAAACAUACCCAGCUGAGCUCUCUCUUACGGCUUGGAUUUGCCUCUUGGGUACAAUUGAGGGCAGCAUAGUGGCUAUGGUCAUGGAAAGAGGAAAUAAUAGCGUUUGGGCUCUGCACUGGGACACUAAAUUAAUAGCAGCCGUCUACAGUGGUGUUGUCUGCUCUGGUUUUGCUUAUUACAUUCAAGGAGUGAUAAUGAAGGACAGAGGCCCUGUUUUCGUGACUGCCUUUGGUCCUCUAUGCAUGGUUAUAGUCGCUGUCAUGAGUUCCAUUAUUUUAGCAGAGCAAAUGUUCUUGGGAAGGGUAAUUGGUGCUGCUAUCAUAGUUGGAGGCCUGUAUCUUGUUAUUUGGGGUAAAAGCAAGGACCACAAAUCCCCACCUCCAACUGUUGACGACCAAAUAAUACCAACUAAACAGACAACAAAUGAAAGGAGCCAUGAAAAAGAAAACUCUGAUCAAGAAGCUUCACAGCCUAUCCAUCGGGUAGAGAUACCAUAACGUAGCUUUCAACAUCUAGAGAGGUUCGGCUCAGGUUCCACUUUCGGAACACAAGAAGCCAACAUUUGUUUUGAACAUCUCUAGUUUCUGAUGCUUCUUUGCAAGAUGCAGGUUUUUACAGUGAACAGGAAGAUGACUACCUAGAAGAAAGAACUCGCAAAUUAAGCCAUUUGAUUGAAUUGAUUUGUAAUUCAUCAGGUUCCAAAAUGUAACAGCUAAAGUUGCGGUUUGGAUCAUCAAUUCAUAUGGUUUCUUCAAAUUA